AUUUUAUUGGUAUAUCACUAUUUGCAUUUAAAAUUUUCACUUAAUAAAAAUGAAAUAAAUAUUGUAAUAUUAUAAUCACAUGGAAACCUCACCUAUAAAUACCCAUGUCCACAUUGAUUAACAGAAUAAGCCAGAAAACCAAAAAGUGUUUUUCAUUCCUCCCUCCUCAUUCUCCCUCUCUUUCUCUCUCUGCAAUUUCUGGUUUUUGCGAGGGAGAUUGAAAAUGGAGUUGAGGGUAAACAGUGAUCUGCGUUUGUUAGUGGUGAUUAUUAGCAUUCUAUCGCCAUUAAUGGCACUCGGAGCAAUCAAAUCCAACGAAGCAAUGAUGGGGUGUGAUCUGUUCGAAGGAAAUUGGGUAUUGGAUCAAACAUAUCCACUCUACAAUGAAUCCACCUGCCCUUUCCUUGAAAAGGAGUUCAACUGCGUCAACAAUGGCCGCCCUGACCGAUUGUAUCUCAAAUACCGAUGGCAACCCCAUGACUGCCGGUUAUCCAGAUUUGAUGGUCGAAACUUCUUACAAAAACUAAGAGGGAAAACAAUAAUGUUUGUAGGAGAUUCACUCAGUCGAAACCAAUGGUUGUCGUUGCUCUGCAUGAUUCAUUCAUCAGUGCCAACUGCAAAUUACGCUGUUAACAUCUCCUUAAUUCAAGACAUGACCACCUACACAUUUACGGAUUAUAAGGUGAAAGUAAUAUACCAUCACAACUUGUACCUAGUAGAUAUAGUGAAACAAAAAAUUGGGAGGGUGUUGAAGUUGGAUACUUUGACAGCUGGCAAGCUGUGGUUGAACGUUGAUUACCUUGUGUUUAAUACGUGGCAUUGGUGGAAUCGCAGAGGAGCAAGCCAACCAUUUGAUUAUAUACAAGAUGGAAGUCAUAUAUACAAGGACAUGGAUCGAGUAGUCGCUUUUGGAAAGGCCAUUACUGCAUGGGGUCAAUGGGUUGAUAAAAAUGUUAUUCAGAAUAAAACAAAAGUGUUUUUUCAAGGAAUAUCGCCUUCUCAUUAUAAUGGCACCGAUUGGGGAGAACCGAAGGCAAAAUCCUGCUCCGGCGAGAAAGUUCCUCUUCUGAGCUCCACCUAUCCCGGCGCUUCGCCGCCGGCGUUGAAGGUUCUCAAGAACUCACUCAAAACCAUCAAGAAACCGGUGACUUUGCUCGACAUUACUAACCUUUCACUGCUGAGGAAAGACGGACAUCCGGCGGCGUACGGCUUAGGAGUGGUGGAUUGCAGCCACUGGUGCCUCGCCGGAGUUCCAGAUACAUGGACGCUUUUACUUUACAAUCUUAUGUUUUAG
Molecule: messenger RNA, 1294 nt
Organism: Lactuca saligna
Lineage: Eukaryota; Viridiplantae; Streptophyta; Magnoliopsida; Asterales; Asteraceae
Source: the annotation of a GenBank genome assembly